GUUCCAAAAUCAAGUGCUUCCUGGAGGCAUGUAAACAUUUUCGGAAUCAUGCAUUGAUGAAGGUCAGCAUGCGCAAAUCACUUCAUAGAAGGCUAGCCAAGGUAGUGUGCUGCACCGGGAAGAGUAUGGCUAAAGCGGACAUCCUGAAUAAAGCCAUUAUCGGAGGGGACGAAGACGUGGUGCGCUCUCUCAUAUCCGAGGGCGCCGAUGUCGACCACCUUCUCGGAAUGCGAGGCACGGCUCUUUGUGCCGCUAUAGGCGCCAAGCAAUCCCCAAUCGCCUUGCUACUGAUCGAGAGCGGAAGUGGUGUAAAUGUGGAAGACUGGGACCGCGAGCCGCCUCUUCACCUGGCUAUCAGGAAGGGAUGUCUGGAUGUUGCCCGGACACUCAUCAACCAUCCCAGGUGUAACCUUGAUAAGGCAGACCCUCUCACAAAGACGCCAGCAUUCUGUUACGCCGCUGACAAGGGCGUGGCAGACGUGGUGAAGUGGAUGAUGGAGGCUGGCUGCAACACGUUGGUUAAGGAUGUCUACGACAACACCGCCCUUCACUUGGCAGUCAAGGGAGGACACCGAGAGGUUGUGAAACUCUUGGUUAAGGACGGAGUCAAUUGUCUCUUCAAUGACAUGGGAAUGGCUCCUGUACAUCUGGCAGCACAGGCAGGUGACGUUGGUGUGUUUUUGCUGUUACUAUCGGAGUGGAUAGACUCAGAUAUCGGAAACGUUGAUGAUUUCAUUUUUCCAUCUAAUGCAAGGCGACCGAUAAAAGAUUUUGUAAAUUUACCAAAGAAGUAUUCUAACAGUAGUGUUACACCGAUAGAAUACGCCGUAGUUGGUAGACAUGUUGACAUGGUAAAGUUCCUGCUCCGCUGUGGAGCUAAUCCCAAUCCAAACAAAAGGACGUUACAGUUUGCAAACAAUCUCCCGCCACUUCUGCGCGCCUGCACUUUCUACAUCGAUGGGCUACUGGACAUGGGCAUGAUUGAACAUUUAUUAAAUGGUGGCGCGGACACAGAAUUAGGAGGAAAGCUUAUGAUGGCGUCGUUCGGUAGCCGCCCUGUAACGCCGUUGCAAUAUGCAGCGAAACAAAACUCGGUCAAGCUUGCAGAUUUUCUUGUUCAGCAUGGAGCAGACGUCAAUAACGUCAGUCAAAGUGAAGCACCUCUGUUUGUAGCACUCACCAAUGGCUCGUUAGAUGUAGCCUGGUAUUUCAUGAAGGAGUGUAAAUCUCAGGACUUUCGUGUAUUAGAUACCAAAAACAGAAAUCUUUUACAUUCAUUAGCUUCCAUGAAAUCGGCCAAAGACAUAGAAGAACUUACAAGUUUCUUGUUAGAAAAUAGUUGUGAUGUUGAUAACUUAGAAUACCAAAAUACAGGUGAUAUUUGCACACCUCUCCACACCGCCAUAAUCGAACAAAACACUGUUCUUCUUGACGCCCUGAUAACACACGGCGCCAAUGUGAAUGCUAAGUCACGCGGUAUCGCGCCUCUACACCAAUGCGCUUUAAAUGGUGAUGUAGAUAUGGCCAAUAUGCUUCUGUUGUCAGGGUCAGACAUUGACCUCGUUUCGGACAGUGGACAAUCGGCUUUGGCCAUGGCUCUAGAGUGUGACAGCGAGGAACAUACGGCCGUCGCCAAUUUUUUCCUCGAACAUGGUUGCUUUGUACAUCCUGAUUUGACAGGUGACGUAGAUGACGAAGAGGCGUGUGAUUUAGACGAUUCUGAUUCAGAUUCGGAUGACGACGACGAAGUUAGAGGAAAGGCUUUGAAAAUAAGUGUUCAAACACACGUGAACGCACUUGCCUCGGUGCCUCGGACGCUUGUAGCGUUCUGUAUGCUCUCCAUCAGACAGCAUUUCAUUUCCAAAAGGCUCCGAUUCUGUACAAUCUCAGACUUACCGCUACCGUCGAGGUUAACUGAUAUACUUUCGUACAAAACCAAACAUUCCAUUUAGCAAAAUGUCGACAAACUAGUUGAGCACAAUGGAAUUAUUUAUUUAUGGCCAAGCCAUCAUAAAGGAAAACUUUACAAUACUAGUAACGAACAUUUUGCAUCCUUUUACCACUCUCCAAGACGUCCAAUGGAAAAUUAUAAUAAAAUAUUACAUUAACAAAAUAUUUUAUGUAUGACACGCUACAUAAAUCCCUGUUAUGAAUAUUUUUGUCCGUAAAUGUAAGUAGAGAAAUGGUAUCAGAAUCUUGAAUAUCGAUUAAAUAUUUUUUUUGAAUACCAAAUUUAGAGAAAUUGAGAACAAUUGAAUGUCUUAUGUUUUUACUUUAUAUUUAAAUACAACUGUUUUAUUUCUAUUUGUGUACACUGUAUAAUAAACAGUGGUUGGUGUGAAUUGGGGAAGAGAGACCCUCGAUCGAAAUCCUCACAUGAUUGAUUAGUGGCAAUCCCCCCGAGGGAUUAACAUAAAUGAAAAGUGAAACUGGGAAUUAAUGUAAUGGUUAAUGGAAAUCUCUCAAAGAGAUUGUACAAUAGCUUGAUCCGACAUUGGCACCGCCGAUUUACUUGAUGUGGUGACGAAACUUCAUAUGCACAAUUGUAUUUUUAUGCUGUUCUGUUGUUAUUACGAAUUGUUAUAGAAGUCAUAAUGUCUAUUUUUGUGUUGACCGAGUGUUUGUUCGACUUUUUAA
Mizuhopecten yessoensis (Yesso scallop) is the source of this 2637-nucleotide messenger RNA. RefSeq names its product putative ankyrin repeat protein RF_0381. Gene Ontology annotation, molecular function: protein binding. The coding region runs from base 57 to 1952 and encodes 631 amino acids. The record is from RefSeq and is a predicted model, not a curated record. NCBI's taxonomy places the organism in Eukaryota, Metazoa, Mollusca, Bivalvia, Pectinida, Pectinidae. The transcript is spliced from 2 exons.